Molecule: messenger RNA, 4191 nt
Organism: Cynoglossus semilaevis (tongue sole)
Lineage: Eukaryota; Metazoa; Chordata; Actinopteri; Pleuronectiformes; Cynoglossidae
Product: glutamate receptor ionotropic, NMDA 1-like
Exons: 22
Coding region: 687-3512 (941 amino acids)
Biological process (GO): monoatomic ion transport
Cellular component (GO): membrane
Molecular function (GO): ligand-gated monoatomic ion channel activity; signaling receptor activity
Source: RefSeq, a predicted model, not a curated record
CGUUGUAAAUUGUUUCGAAAAUGACCAUCUUUAUUUCGGCAUAACAUUAAAUGCUGUAAAAGCAUAUUUGUAAGGUUUUACUCGGUAAAGAAAUUACUCACAGGCUGAUAAUUCAAUAACACACGCACACACGUAAGUGCCAACGCGCGGGAACAAGAGAGGACGCUCGUGUCCGCGCAUGAGCGGCAGCGCGCAUCAUCUCCUUUCUGUGAGCGGGCGCGAGCGUCGGGAUCCAAGGACAGACCAUGAGCAUCAGGUCAUCCGAAAGUCCACCGACCAAUAUGGCGUAAAAAACGACAUACAAACGAGACGUGGGUGGGGAAAAAAAACAAACGACCGGACAACGAACUUUGUCGAAUGGGCCGAGGCUGCGAGGACACAGUGAAUCAACAGGACAAGAGCGGCUCCACGGACACUCACGCCGUGACUGACAAGUACGUGUGAUUUCCCCCGGUGAACCACCACCGUGGGCUAUCAACGUUAAAAAAAAAACAAAACAAAAAAACCGGAAAGCAGAGCUUAGGACCAACGUCGCAGACUGACGGGAGCAACAUCGGCAUAUCGCCGUGAUUGAAAUCAAUCAACAGGAGAGUGAAAACCCUUGCUGCUGUGACGGAAUCCGCAGUUGUGGGCUUUUCGUGUCAACACCAGCGCCGGAAUAAAGAUAAACAACAACACUUGGAAUCAUGGAGCUGCGUAGCAUGCUGCUGCUCACUGUACUACAGUGCUGCUCGGUGGCUCGCGGCGGGUGGGGGGCCCCGGCGGGGGGAAACGGCGCCGUCCUGAGUCAAAAACGUUACGAGCAGGUGUUCAAGGAAGCGGUGAGCCAGGCCAACGCUCUGUACGGGAAGGACAAGUUCAAGAUGAACGCCAUCUCUGUUACACACAAGCCCAACGCCAUCCAAAUGGCCCUGUCUGUGUGCGAGGACCUCAUUUCCAACCAGGUGUACGCCAUCCUGGUGAGUCACCCGCCUCAGUCCAAUGAUCACCUGACUCCGACGCCCGUUUCCUACACCGCCGGGUUCUACAGGAUUCCCGUGGUCGGCCUGACGACAAGAAUGUCGAUUUAUUCUGACAAGAGCAUCCACCUGUCAUUCCUGAGGACCGUUCCUCCGUACUCCCACCAGGCCAACGUCUGGUUCGACCUGAUGAGGGAGUUCAGGUGGAACCACAUCAUCCUGAUCGUGAGCGACGAUCACGAGGGCCGCGCCGCUCAAAAGAGACUGGAGACGCUGUUGGAAGAGAAAGAGACCAAGACUAAAAUCAGGAACUAUGAAAGCAUCGACCCACAGAACUUUGACUUCAGGAGAACACCUAAGGCAGAAAAGGUGCUGAUGUUCAACCAGGACACCAACCUGACGGCGCUGCUACUCGAGGCCAAGGACCUGGAGGCUCGAGUCAUCAUCCUCUCUGCCAGUGAGGAUGAAGCCGCGGCCAUGUACAAAGCGGCCCGUCAGCUCAACAUGACCGGCUCCGGUUAUGUGUGGCUGGUCGGAGAAAGAGAGAUGAAUGGAAAAGCUCUGAGUGAAGCUCCAGAUGGACUGCUGGGCCUCCAGCUAAUCAACGGUAAGAAUGAGUCGGCUCACAUCGCUGACGCUGUGGCCGUCGUCGCUCAGUCUCUGCAGGAGUUAUUUGAGAAAGAGAACAUCACAGAGCCGCCCAGGGGUUGUGUGGGUAACACCAACAUCUGGAGGACCGGACCGCUCUUUAAACGGGUCCUCAUGUCCUCUAAGUACGCCGACGGUUUGACGGGACGAAUCGAGUUCAACGACGACGGAGACCGGCGUUUCGCCACCUACAGUAUCAUGAACUACCAGCAGAAGUCCGGUCGAGUUCUUCAGGUCGGAGUCUUCAACGGAUCGCAGGUCAUAAUGAACCCUCAGAGGAAGAUCAUCUGGCCUGGAGGAGAGACCGAGAAACCAAUCGGAUACCAGAUGUCGACUAAGCUAAAGAUUGUGACAAUUCAUCAGGAGCCGUUCGUCUACGUGAAGCCAACCAGGAGUGACGGGACAUGUAAAGAAGAGUACAGUGUGAAUGGAGUCUUGAUCAAGAAGGUGAUUUGUACCGGACCCAACGGUACUAUACCAGGUCAGCCCACUGUUCCUCAGUGUUGCUACGGUUUUUGCAUCGACUUGCUCAUCAAGUUGGCGAUGAGCAUGAACUUCACCUACGAGGUCCACCUGGUGGCAGAUGGAAAAUUUGGCACGCAGGAGCGAGUCAACAACAGCAACAAGAAAGAGUGGAACGGGAUGAUGGGGGAGCUGCUGGGAGGUCUCGCCGACAUGAUCGUGGCUCCUCUCACCAUCAACAACGAGCGUGCUCAGUACAUAGAGUUCUCCAAACCCUUCAAAUACCAGGGGCUUACCAUCCUGGUCAAAAAGGAAAUCCCACGCAGCACUCUGGACUCAUUCAUGCAGCCGUUCCAGAGUACACUGUGGCUGUUAGUCGGUCUGUCGGUCCAUGUGGUGGCAGUGAUGCUCUACCUAUUAGACCGAUUCAGCCCGUUUGGAAGGUUUAAAGUCAAUAGCGAAGAAGAAGAAGAAGACGCCCUCACCCUUUCGUCAGCCAUGUGGUUCUCAUGGGGAGUACUGCUGAACUCCGGUAUAGGAGAAGGAGCUCCUCGGAGUUUCUCGGCGAGGAUUUUAGGUAUGGUGUGGGCAGGAUUUGCCAUGAUAAUCGUAGCAUCGUAUACUGCCAACCUGGCAGCCUUCCUGGUGCUGGAUCGGCCUGAGGAGCGCAUCACUGGCAUCAACGACCCCAGGCUGCGGAAUCCGUCAGAUAAAUUCAUCUACGCCACAGUGAAGCAGAGCUCGGUGGAUAUUUACUUCAGGCGGCAGGUGGAGCUGAGCACCAUGUACAGGCACAUGGAGAAGCACAACUACGAGAGCGCCGCCGAGGCCAUCCAAGCCGUCAGAGACAACAAGCUCCACGCAUUCAUCUGGGACAGCGCCGUGUUAGAGUUCGAGGCCUCGCAGAAGUGUGACCUGGUGACAACGGGAGAGCUUUUCUUCCGCUCGGGAUUCGGCAUUGGAAUGAGAAAAGACAGUCCGUGGAAACAGAAUGUUUCCCUGGCUAUUCUUAGUUCCCACGAGAAUGGCUUCAUGGAGGAUUUGGACAAGACGUGGGUUCGAUACCAGGAGUGUGACUCGCGAAGCAACGCUCCCGCCACACUGACCUUUGAGAACAUGGCAGGUGUCUUCAUGUUGGUGGCUGGUGGCAUCGUCGCCGGGAUCUUCCUCAUCUUCAUCGAGAUCGCCUACAAACGUCACAAAGACGCUCGCAGGAAACAGAUGCAGCUCGCCUUCGCCGCCGUCAACGUGUGGAGGAAGAACCUUCAGGAUAGAAAAAGUGGUAGAGCAGAGCCCGAGCCCAAACUGAAACCCUCUUUUAGGUCCAUCACUUCGACCUCCGACCUCAAACGCCGUAGGGCCUCCGGGGACGCCACGCCGUACCCGACCGACAUCACCGGCCAGCUCAACCUAUCGGAUCCGUCCGUCAGCACCGUGGUCUGAAGGAAAUGACGGCGACGGAGAGAAAACUUCACUGCUACUGCUGAGCCUAUCACACCAGUACACACACACCGAACCACACAUACAUCAUAUGGACACACCUGUGGAAACAGGAAGGGGGCGUGUUUUCGGGUAUCCGACACACACACACAUACACUCCAUCCGUCAUCCCGAACCUAAAUCUCUAACCAAGUAUAAACACAUGCUCACCUAGCCGCGCUUGUAGCCUUCCGCCUUAUUUACCAAGAAUGUUUUGUUUUGUUUUUUGUUUUGUUUUUUUAAACGAAAGAACUGAUACGGAACACUUUUAUUUUGGAACCUGCCUGUGAUAUGGUACAGAUGGCGCUGUCACAAUGAUAAAUGGCACCGAUGUUUGAAACCAGCGCUGCCAGCCGUCUCCCCUGAACAUAACUCGACGUAGGAAUUAAUUAGGAACAGGUCCGUUCGGAGACUUUUUCUUUUACUGAUCUAGAAAAUGUAGGUCAGGAAGUUUCUCGUUGGGUUCCUAUCAACGUGGAACCUGCUGAUUGGAGUACAUUCUCUCAGAGACCUGAUCUUUCGGAAUUUCCAUUUAUCGAACCUUUGACGCAGUUGCAGACCUGACGAUCGGUAACGUUCCUGUUUUUGAAGAAACCCGUCAACGAGAAACCUUUGGUGGGAGACACAGUGAUCGGGAACAUAA